AUGAUUGGACCCCUACUUACUCAGAUCCCGCGCGCUAUGCCUGGGAGGUUCCACCGAGUCUUUCGUGACGUGCUCGCGUCACCGCCGGAUGUUUUGGCGUUGCCUAUGGUGCUACUGCAUAAGGACCUGGGCGACUGCAAUAUCAUGGUGAGACAAGAAGAUCGGUGUUUGAUGGCGGUUGAUUGA
Messenger RNA from Chaetomium globosum CBS 148.51, 186 nucleotides. RefSeq lists its product as uncharacterized. The transcript has 2 exons. Lineage: Eukaryota; Fungi; Ascomycota; Sordariomycetes; Sordariales; Chaetomiaceae. The coding region runs from base 1 to 186 and encodes 61 amino acids. The record is from RefSeq and is a predicted model, not a curated record.